Cylindrotheca closterium is the source of this 420-nucleotide messenger RNA. Lineage: Eukaryota; Bacillariophyta; Bacillariophyceae; Bacillariales; Bacillariaceae. The record is from the annotation of a GenBank genome assembly.
AUGGGGAAAGGAUCCAACGUGCAAAAGGCUCAGCAAGCCAGGGAGCGGAAUCAAAAGAAGAUGGGAAAAUCUGAUGAAGAAAGAAAAGCAGCUUCUGACAAGGCCAAGAAAGACGCUGCAGCCAAAAUGUGUCUAAUCUGCAAGCAGACGUUCAUGGUCAAUGCUCGACCACCAUUGCUUUACCAACACCUCGUUGCCAAACAUCCAGACAUGGUUGAUGACCCGGCGAAGUGGGUGCAGGCCCUUCCUGAUCUAGCUGGCUUUGAUCCGAACGAUCCAAAGGGCGAAAAGGCAGCCGCGAAGGCGAAACAAGAUGAAGCUGCCGCCAAGAAAAAGCAGGCAAAGAAAAAGAACGAUGCCGGCUUGGACGAUCUAUUGAGUGCUGGCCUUACUGUGACUAAGAAGAAAGGAAAGAAAUGA